GCUGGUUUCGUUGCUUUUCUCCAUCAACUAGCAACGACUUGCAGCAAGUGCGUCGCAAUGUGGGUACCACCUGUACGGCACUACGAAGCGCCUGAUCUCUCGACGCGCAGAGGCGAAAUGGAUUGGAGGCUGCGCAGAGAUCUUCAGCUGAGAAAGUUUUCGUACGCUGCGAUCGUCGUCUUACAGCUCUAGCUCGCAUUUCGCACCCGUACGUGCAGCUGAACAGCUUUGCACUUGCGCCUUCGUCCUUCGAAACGGCAGCUCACAGCCUUUUGGGCUUUCAGGAUGUCAUCUCUUCCUUUCUCUCUUUCCACCCUCCAUCACGACGGAUCUGGUCAUGCUCAAAGAUGAUUACCUCACUUUCAUUGCGCUAUGGCUUGCCCUCGAAACCAUUUCUAUGGUCACGCCUCUUUGCAUUGCCGUCACCGUCUUACGGCUCGUCUCGAACCACUUGGUGCCCGUACCCGCCAUUUUUGCUCAUCUAGCUUUGCUGGAGACUCUCUUCUAUCUCUUCUUCUUCCUUCCAAGGCGAUAUGUUUUGGACCAACUUCCGCCGGCUUUCACCCCCAGGACACGCGAGGAGAGACGAGAGCUCUUUUACAAAUGCAUUGAAACGAUUCCAGAUCUAAACCGGUGGUUCUCCAUCUGGUUUAAGGGACUGGAGGUCUCACUGCUUCUCAGAGAGAACGUGAAGACGUUCCUUGCCUGGGGAUUCUUCAACAAGACUCGGGUUGACGUAGAAGAUGACGAAGAACUGGAAGAAUACCUGCGUGAGAUUGAAAUGAGGACGGGGCGGUCAUAUCCAUCCGGUUCGAAUCAGCUUGAGCCUUGCAGAGUGUCGACGGAUCGAUUGUGCAUACAACACAAGCCUCUCAUUUACUACAUGCUGACCGUGAGCAUCGCGGACACACUAUGCCAUAUACUCAUGUCCAACAUGUCCUUUACGCAUUACCGGCUUCCAAUCACUUCGGCAUUUAGAAUGUUUCCACUGCGUCCACUUGCUCUAUGCUCUGGCACCAUCUCUCCUUCUCCCAAGCUCUCCUACUGGUAUCGCCCACACAUGUCGCGGAAACAUUCGCCGCUUCUUUUCAUCCACGGGAUUGGCAUUGGCCUCCAAUUAUACACCGGACUUCUGCACGCGUUGCUAGCCCAGAUCGGUCGUGGCUGUGAGGAUGGACAAAUCGGCAUCUUAGCUCUCGAAAUCAUGCCCAUUAGCUUCCGUAUCACGGACACACUGAUGCCCCGCGAGGAGAUGGUCGACGAGAUCCGGAACAUCUUGGCUUUUCAUGGCUGGACCGACUUUGUCAUUGUCGCGCACUCAUUUGGCAGCAUACUGGCAACGCAUCUGCUUCGCCGUUUAACCAGAGAAUGCCCAACCCAAAAGCAUUCUCUCGUCUUGGUCGACCCGGUCACGUUAUCGAUUCAUUUCGCCGAGAUCCCAUACAACUUUAUCUACCGCAAGCCGCGAAAUGCAAGUGAGUUACUCUGCUCUUUCGCCUCUAGAGACAUUGGCGUAUGCCCGUCCAUCAUGCGGCUUUUUGACUGGACUCAAAAUGUGCUUUGGCUGGAGGAAAUUGCCGAUCGGCCAGUGGUCGUCUUUCUGGCUGGAAAAGAUGUGAUCAUAGACGCGGAGAAGCUUCGACAAUAUUUGAAGAAGAAUGGUUUCAUGGACAGUUCAAGCGCAAAAUUGGAAGUGAACGGCAGAUCCGAGCUGAACAAACGCACCUGCGAUGGACGUAUAGUAUUUCACAGGGACUACAACCAUGGCGAGAUAUUGAUUAGGAGUCAGGGAAAUCAAGAAUUGGUCGACGCCAUCAUCCAGGCUAGUCGACAGAAUGUUUGGCUGGAUAGAAUGGUGAAAAGGCGUCUUUUAUGAAGGGCGGGCGUACACCAAUUCUUUUAUAGAAUAUAGAAUAGCGAUGUCUUCUACGCGCCACGGCCGUCUCUGACAUUAGAAAACUUGAA
Messenger RNA from Verruconis gallopava, 1965 nucleotides. RefSeq lists its product as uncharacterized. The record is from RefSeq and is a predicted model, not a curated record. NCBI's taxonomy places the organism in Eukaryota, Fungi, Ascomycota, Dothideomycetes, Venturiales, Sympoventuriaceae. The coding region runs from base 338 to 1876 and encodes 512 amino acids. The transcript is spliced from 2 exons.